Messenger RNA from Rhagoletis zephyria (snowberry fruit fly), 2088 nucleotides. It is a transcript of the gene Irbp, whose product is annotated as Inverted repeat-binding protein. NCBI's taxonomy places the organism in Eukaryota, Metazoa, Arthropoda, Insecta, Diptera, Tephritidae. Gene Ontology annotation, biological process: double-strand break repair via nonhomologous end joining; telomere maintenance. The record is from RefSeq and is a predicted model, not a curated record. Gene Ontology annotation, cellular component: Ku70:Ku80 complex; nucleus. Gene Ontology annotation, molecular function: double-stranded DNA binding; telomeric repeat DNA binding; DNA helicase activity.
UUAUCAACAACAAUAGAAUUUUGCUUUGCCGCCAUCAGCUGUUGUUUCGCCAAGAGUCCGCUUUUAAACAAUUUCGCAACAUUUUAAAUUUAGAGGUACUUAUAGAAAUAAUGGCAAGCACAAGCUCGUCGAGCACUACAACACAUUGGAAUCCGAAUUAUGAUGUUCUUAUCAGUGACAGCGAGGACGAUGAUGAUGAGACCAAACCAAAUUAUAAAGGGCGCGAGGCACUGAUUUUCGUGCUUGACGCCAAUCUCUAUGAGGAAUACGAACGGUUUUCAGAAGCAUUGGAUAUUGUACGCAAGGCCCUAAUUUCGGGAUUGCUGGUGAAUAGCAAGGACCUAAUUGGCAUCGUAUUUGCAAAUACAGCGAAGAAUACAGAUCCUUACGAGGCAAGUAGUUUGGAUAAUAUUGUAGUACCGCAGAAUUGUGCUGUGUUCUUGCCGCUCCGUGAGCUGUCCAAGUCGAUAGUAGAACAUUAUUUGCGCUUUAUGGAGACUGUUGAGCAGGAAUUUGGCGCCGAUUAUGGUAUAGUGGGAAAUGGUGGAAAUAGUGACUUUUCUGCAAUGCUGCGUCUGUGCAUAAACCUUUUCGAAAACGCAGGAUAUAAUCUGGUUUCGUCUACUUUGGUAUACCUAACUGAUAGAGCAACACCGCAUCCAAAAACAUCGAAUUUAUAUCAACGAGCUUUACAAAAAGCAAAGGACUUGGAGGGAAAAGAGAUUGAAUUUCAAGUUGUUCCUAUGAUAGACGAAUUCGAUUACGAGCCAUUUUAUAAAGAGUUUCUAACAUUGGUUGAAGAUGGUGAUAUUGACGCCUUUGAGCCUCGAAAUCCUGAAGAGUUGCGGGUAUUGCUUUCCGAUCGCAAAUUACGUCAAAAUGUUUUGCGGCGUUCGCUUGGACGCUUUAAUUUAUCGUUAGGACCAGAUUUGUUGGUAUCGGUUCAAUACUAUAACUAUUUCAAAGCUCGGUUUAUGCCGCGAAAAGUACGCCUACUAAGAAAAGACAACUCCAUUGUACAACAGAAGCGUGUCAUUAUGGUGCGAAAGCAAUCUCAGGAAACUAUGGACAUUGUAGAGGAACAACAAGUUAAACAGAGUGGUGGCUGGUAUGAAAUUAACUUAGGAGAAAUGUCAAUACGUAUUACACCCGAACAAAUAAAUCGUGUGCGUAAUUUGCAUGCUCCGGGUAUGAUGCUGCUAGGUUUCAAACCAAUUUCUGAUUUGCCAGAAAAUUGGUACUAUAAGCCACAAAAUUUUAUGUAUCCGGACGAUAAAAACAUCAGUGGCUCGAAACGCUUAUUUCGCGCUUUAUGGGAAAGAUGCUUGAUACGAGAAAAAAUGGCGAUUUGUUUAUUUAUGCGCAAAAGAAAAUCUAUUCCACGAUACGUUGCGUUGGUUCCUGUCGAAGCAGGUGACUCUGAGGGAAAUACAUCCCGUGCGCUACUUUCGGGGGAUGGUUUUAAAAUUAUUUAUUUACCCUUUGCCAAACACAUACGAGAUAUUGACUUUGCCAACUGGAAUAGUAUGCAGAAUGAAGCUCCCGAAGAAGGUGUUCAAGUUUUCACGAAAGUGGUUGGCAAAUUGCGUACGGAGUUCCAAUCCAAUUCGCUUGUCGACCCAACUGUGGAGGCAUUACAAUCGAAUAUACUUGCUCUGGCGUUGGACAUAAAAACAGAUAAUGCUGGUUUAAGUGGAAUGCCGGAUACAAAGCGUCAAGAUGAGCGGAUUGCCAAAAUACUGCCGAGACUAAACGAAAUAUUUGGCGAAGAUGCGGAAGUUGUAAAAAAACGUGGAGCUGCUGAUUCAUCGGGUGGCAAUGCGCCUAAGGUACCCAAAGUGGAUGUGGACCAUUUGAAGGAUAUUAUUUAUAUUAAGCAGUUAGCAAAUAAUGACACGCUAAGUAGUUGCACUAUUGCCCAGCUGCGUGAUAUUUUAAAAUCACAUUUCGAUGUAAAGGCGCCCUCGCAUUGGAAGAAACAGGAUUUAAUUGAACGUGUUAAGAACCUAAUAGUUUAAAUAAUAACGUUAAAUACGAUUGUUAAAACUCAUUUCCAGUUAUUUAUAUAUUUUUGAAUACACAAUACAA